AUGAUCAACGAAUCGAACAACGCCUCAACACAGCAGACCCAAACUCAAGUAGCUCCCACUCUGGAACUUCCUAAACCACUUCCGACAUUAUCAAUGCCAUUUCCAAUGGUAGAUUAUCACACAAGUCGAGAUGUUAUGAUUCCUUUUAACCUUAAAGACUCAAAUGAAGGAAAAUUCCACACCCCAGAAGAUGCCAUGUUUUAUAUUUGUGACCACCUCCUCCGUAACGGCAUUACAUUCAAGAGAUCGACAGCUUUAAGAUAUUGCCAAUUAUGUCAAGUUUAUGAACAAGCCGAUGGUGGAUACUUCUGCAUGACAGCACUUGGACAAUCUAAACUAAAUCGUGUUUUCACAAAGAUUUCACGACUCGCAUCAACAAGAAUUGCAAAACAAAUCGCAAAGUGCAAGUAA
Molecule: messenger RNA, 411 nt
Organism: Trichomonas vaginalis G3
Lineage: Eukaryota; Parabasalia; Trichomonadida; Trichomonadidae
Exons: 1
Coding region: 1-411 (136 amino acids)
Source: RefSeq, a predicted model, not a curated record